Molecule: messenger RNA, 672 nt
Organism: Sodiomyces alkalinus F11
Lineage: Eukaryota; Fungi; Ascomycota; Sordariomycetes; Glomerellales; Plectosphaerellaceae
Exons: 11
Coding region: 1-672 (223 amino acids)
Source: RefSeq, a predicted model, not a curated record
AUGUCUUCGGGUGGUCUAUGGGAAAGUAGGAACCCCCAGGUCAAAUACCAAAUACUGAAUCGGUGUGAAGUGGCGGGCGAUGAAUGUGCAAGAAAGACGGUUGGGGGACGAGAGGGGCGGCUUGUUAGGACCAACAGCGGUGAGGAUGGCGUUACCGGCCCUUUCAGUUCAAGCUCCAUAAACUGUGGUCUUUUCGAAUUUCCCUCAUAUCCUUCGACCCGUAUUAUCAUCGCCGCACUAGCUCUUACCACAGUCACCACCAUCGAGGAGGAAAUUCUGACGAGCAAGCAGCGCGACUGGUACCGCUCCGCCGCUCAGAGCCUCAACCCCCAGGCAUACCACCAGUUAAUACGGCCGUCAUCAUCGCUACUCCCUCCGCAGGCACGAAACAAGGACUUGAUCGUUGACGAAUAUGAUGUAGUCUGGAUCACAAUCAAGGGAAGCUCCCUUGUCGAGCUCCAUGUCUCCCAGCCUGAGACUGCGGCCGAGCCGAACGAUGAACUGUUCUUCCGAGUGAGCGAGACAACGACCACGAACAUGCCCCUAUUUGGAUACCUGUUUUACAGCAUCCGGUCACCUGCCAUAGGCUAUCAAACGUUCAGGAAGGUAGCCAGCCGGUCACAAAGUCACCAAACGGGACCUGCGAUCACACUCAAGACGCCAGCCCUGUGA